AGGCCUUUAAGCUACAUGAAGUAUAAAGUGAUAGUAACUACUCAAUUAGAUCAGUUAUAGUGCUAGGAGUACUAGCCCAUGCACACGUGUAGAAUACAUAUUUGAUCAACAGUCAUGAAUUAAUUAAAUGUAUUAAUAUUAUUAUAAGGCAUUUCUGGUAAUUAAAAGUCCAUUAAUUGGAGAAAACAUUGAUAUUAAAGCACAUGGUUGCCGACACAGUUUUAGAGUUUUUUAUUUUAUUUUGUAAUGCUGGUGAAUAAUUAUACAAAUUGCAGUGAAGUUUGCUGUUCUAGACUCACAUGGAGUAUGGGUUGGGGAAAAAACUGACGGGAACGUUUUUAAUAUAUUUUAUAAGGAAAAAUAAUUUCAUUUGUGAAAAAGUUGAGUGACGUAAUUUAACCCGGGAAAAAAUUUUUUUUGGCGGGAGCCGUGACGAGUUGAGUUCGUCAUUCGCGCGAGGAGACAGAUCGUCAGAGAGAAUUUAAAUGUAUUACUGCAUGUCAUGUCUAAACGGAAGCGAUUUAGUCCUGUGGAGGAUGCCACUGCACACAUUCUGUCUGGCAAAGACAAACCAUGCCUUGAGGAGAGAUUCAUUAACUCUCAUAAAGGUAGAGGUGUGUUUGCUAGCAUGUCCAUUGACAAAGGAUGCUUCAUUCUUGAAUACCGUGGAGAGUUACUUUCCCAAGAGGAGAGCCAAACAAGACAGAAUAGAUACAAUGAAACAGAAAAUACCUUCUUGUUUGAGUUUGAUUGGAAUGGAAGGCAAUGGUGCAUUGAUGCCUCAAAAGAAGAUGGUUCACUUGGGAGACUAGUGAACGAUAAUAACAAGACUCCUAACUGUAAAGUGAAAAAAAUUAGUGUUGAAGGUAAACCACAUCUGUGUUUGUUUUCGGUUAAGGCCAUAGCUUCAGGAGAAGAAUUAACAUACAACUAUGGAGAUUCAGACUGGCCAUGGCGUACUCAGUUGAACCAAGCAGUCCCUCACAAUGAGGAGAACAUACCAUCAGAAGACAGUACACAUUUUCCUGACAAAAUAAACUGUCCCAAGCCAGCUGAACAGAUUGGGAGUUAUUUGUCUGAACCCAGGCCUUCAAAUAGUGGUCAAUCCACCGACCACAACAGUGACCAUUCAUCCACAGCCUCUGACAUGAUGGAGAACCAUUCUCAGGUGAACCAAGCAGUCCCUCACAAUGAGGAGAACAUACCAUCAGAAGAGGGUACACACCUUUCUGACAAAAUAAACUGUCCCAAGCCAGCUGAACAGAUUGGGAGUUAUUUGUCUGAACCCAGGCCUUCAAAUAGUGGUCAAUCCACCGACCACAACAGUGACCAUUCAUCCACAGCCUCUGACAUGAUGGAGAACCAUUCUCAGGUGAACCAAGCAGUCCCUCACAAUGAGGAGAACAUACCAUCAGAAGAGGGUACACACCUUUCUGACAAAAUAAACUGUCCCAAGCCAGCUGAACAGAUUGGGAGUUAUUUGUCUGAACCCAGGCCUUCAAAUAGUGGUCAAUCCACCGACCACAACAGUGACCAUUCAUCCACAGCCUCUGACAUGAUGGAGAACCAUUCUCAGGUGAACCAAGCAGUCCCUCACAAUGAGGAGAACAUACCUUUGGAGGAAGAUAUAUGUUUUCCUUCCAACAUGAGCAAAAAGUCAACUGAACAAGUAAUGCCAUGUGGUACAUUAACCAAGCUCCAAUUAAGUAAUAAUUUCAGACUGAAAGAAAAUCAAGACAGAUGUGCUCAACGCUAUGAACAACUGUCAACACUUGAAACUAAGAGAGGGAUGACUGAUUACUCGCAGAAUAAUGAAUCUGAGAUAUCUUGUGAGGAAUCCUCCUUUUCUGACUACAGUGACAACGAUUAUGUCCCUGGUACAGACUGUAGCUCAUCAGACAACAGUUGUGAAAGUGAAGAACUAAAUAUCUGCCAUGUCGAGCCAGCAAAGGGAGGUGCUGUUGAGUUUAAGAGUACAACAGACAAUAGUACAAGCUCAUCCUAUCACCGUUCCACAUCUGUGACACCGAUGCCUACUAAAAUGCAAAAAAAUAGAUACAAGAAGAUACAAUAUUGUGCCUAUUGUCAGAAGCCAUACUCUAAAAUUGCACGGCACUUGGAGUUUGUUCAUCGCAAUGAACUUGAGGUAGCUAAGGCAUUCAGCUUCGAUAAAAGGUCAAAGGAAAGAAGAGUGAGACUACGCCUUUUGAAAAGUAGAGGGAACUUUGCCCAUAAUGCUGCAGUUUCAAAAGCCGGAAAUGGGGAAAUGGUUGCUUGCAGACGGCCCAAAGAAGUAAAAUCUACCUAUGACUUCACUCACUGUAUCCACUGUCAGGGUCUAUACAACAGAAAGACACUAUGGAGACACAUCCGAACAUGCCCCCAGAACCCCAAAAAUGAAAACCGCACAAUUGGGCAGAAGAGAGUUCAGUCAAUCAACAGCUUGACCCUUCCUCCACCAGUGGAUGUUAGCAAAAGUCUGUGGACCAUUGCUUGUGAGAUGGUGAAUGAUGAAGUUUCAGAUGUUGUCAGGAAUGAUCGAUACAUUCUUCUUUUAGGGGAGCAGAUGUACAACAGGCUGAAGUCACAUUCAGGAAGAAAUUACUACAUUAAGCAGAAAAUGAGGGAAGUAGCAAGGUUGCUCAUCACUGCCAGAUCACUGACACCCAUUCAUAAUAUGGAGGACUUCAUCCAACCCUGCAACUUUCCUCACGUUAUAAAAGCAGUAAGAGCAGUGGCAGGAUUUAGUGAGGAGGCAAACACCUACAAGAUUCCAUCACUGGCACUGAAGCUUGGACACAGCUUGGUGAAGAUUGCCAACUCUGUGGAAUGCAAUGCACUGAUGUCAGGACGCGACACGGCUGCGGAGUCUGCACGAAAUUUCAGACGUUUGUAUGAAAGCAAAUGGAAUGAGGUAGUGUCUGCAGCUGCACUGACUACUCUGGGAGAAGCUAAAUGGAAUAAGCCACAAGUUCUACCAUUUACAGAUGAUGUCAAAACACUGCACUCAUUUUUGAACUCAAAACAGCAGGAAUAUGUGGAUGCCCUUCAAGAAAAACCAAAUGACAAAAACUUUGCCAAUCUUUGCAAAGUCAUGCUAACACAGAUCAUUAUUUUUAAUAGACGAAGAGAGGGUGAAGUUUCCAGGAUGAAUAUUCAAUCUUACACGUCUAGAGACCAGGCACCAAUGCACAAAGAUAUCGCUGUGGGACUCAGUGACUUUGAGAAAAAACUUUGUGGGUACUUCCAAAGGGUGGAAAUACGUGGUAAAAGGGGGAGGAAGGUACCAGUGUUGCUGACCCCUAAUAUGAUUGUGGCCAUGGAUCUCCUUGUAAACAUGAGAGAAAGGUGUCAAGUUCCUGUUGAAAACAAGCAUUUGUUUGCUCGUCCAGGUGCUCUGUCUCACUAUCGUGGUGGAGACUGUAUUCACCAGUAUGCCCGAGCCAGUGGAGCAAAGCAUCCAGAUGCCCUUUGCUCAACAAAGCUGCGUAAGCAAGUAGCUACAAUGUCCACAGUAUUAAACCUAAAAGACAAUGAGAUGGAUCAACUGGCCAACUUCCUUGGCCAUGAUAUCAGAGUUCAUCGGGAGUUCUACCGCCUCCCUGAAAGCACUCUACAGCUUGCAAAGAUUAGUAAACUCCUCAUUGCAAUGGAAAAAGGGGCACUGCCCGAACUCCAGGGUAAAGGAUUAGAUGGUAUAACAAUAGAUCCACAAGAUGAAAUGGAUGUGUCGAGCAACAGUUCCAGUGAUGAGGCAGAACCGCAAACUUUAAGCUGCAGAAGACAAGAGUAUGAGGAUCAUGUGAAUGGCUCCCAGAAAUCACUUGUUCGUAGACCAAAAUCCUCCUCCAUGGUAGACCUGGACGAUGCCAAUCUCAAACAAGGCACAAAAGUCAGUGUCAAAAAGAAGUGGUCGGAAGAAGAGGUUGGGGCAGUUGAAAAGCAUUUGAUGCAUUUCAUACGCAGCUGUCGAGUUCCUGGGAAGACGGACUGUGUCUCAUGCCUGUUAGCUGAGCCUGAAGCACUGAAAAACAGAGACUGGUCUGCUAUUAAGUUUUAUAUUAAUAACAGAAUUACUGCAUUGAAAAGACAACAGAGUCGGUAGGACCGAUUUUUUUUUUUUUUUUUAUACAUUUAUACGCUGUUAAAUCAAUUUGAAGUUAAGGCUUUAUGAAGUCCUCUUUGAUUUUAAGCAAGAAUUGUUAAAAACAAAAAUUUGGGUAACACUUUAUAAUAAUGUUCAGUUGUAAGUAAUGUAUAAGUGAUUUAGUUAUA
Molecule: messenger RNA, 4275 nt
Organism: Carassius gibelio (silver crucian carp)
Lineage: Eukaryota; Metazoa; Chordata; Actinopteri; Cypriniformes; Cyprinidae
Exons: 15
Coding region: 503-4105 (1200 amino acids)
Molecular function (GO): protein binding
Source: RefSeq, a predicted model, not a curated record